Molecule: messenger RNA, 4998 nt
Organism: Hippocampus zosterae (dwarf seahorse)
Lineage: Eukaryota; Metazoa; Chordata; Actinopteri; Syngnathiformes; Syngnathidae
Gene: adgb
Product: androglobin
Exons: 34
Coding region: 437-4732 (1431 amino acids)
Biological process (GO): proteolysis
Molecular function (GO): calcium-dependent cysteine-type endopeptidase activity; protein binding
Source: RefSeq, a predicted model, not a curated record
GCGUUAGACCGGAAGAGGGUACGCUACGCACCUGUGGCAUGCCAGCCAUUUAGAAGAAAAAAAACCCCGCUACUGUUAUUACUUUAAAGCUCGUUUCAAGUUUUAUGCAUUAUGUCAACGGCACAAAUACAAAAUAACGAGUCCACAUACUGUAAAGUGUCUUUACCGGACCAGCGCGCUAAGUGAGUUUGGCUUCACGUUGCCCUUAGUUACCGUUAGCUAUCUGUCACAAGCUAGCCAAAUCUCAAAAUUCAAACUCGUGUUGACUUUAAAAGUCCACUCGGUUCACUUUCUUUCCAGUAUUUAAGUAGUCGAUGAAGCUCGAGAAUUCGUCGAUUGCUUUUGAGAAGAUGGCGAUGUCGAGUCUCAACAUCUUGGCAUGGUAGAGAGGCAACAUUGAAGGACGUAUGACGACGAGGGAUUUGCCCGACAUACAAUGUCAAAAUCUCAGUUCAAGAAAAAGGAGUCCACUUCCAGCAAAAUAUCCGACGUGCAGGCAGAAGUAUGUUCAGCACCCAUCACUUCCGCGGAUAGCCUGGACGACGUCUGGCCUGAAUGGAAUGACGGGGAUGUCUACAGGGAGAAAUGGGACUCAGGCAAAGGGCCAGAAGAUCCAAAGAAGCCUCCCGUUUUAAAUCUUUUCUUUGAGGACCCAGAGGGGAGAAUUAGUCUUCCGGCUUCUUUGAACGUGCAGUACUGGAGGCGUCCUGCAGAGUUUCUUGUCAGCAUGAUACCCACAGUUAUUGAAAACACAAACAGCUUUGACCUGGUGUCCUCCAACCAACAUCUGCUACACAGUGAGUUGAUGAGGUGGAUCAUCAGUGAGAUCUACAUCGUUUGGAAACUCUUUCACCACCGCGAAAUUUCCGACCAUUACGGCUGGAAACCUUGGGAGCAUAUCUACUCACUGUGCAAGCCGGGCAAAGGCCACGUGCCGCUCUUCAACAGCUACGGGAAAUACCUGGUGCGCCUCUUCUGGAUGGGUUGCUGGAGGAAGAUAACGGUGGAUGAUUCCAUGCCGUUCGACAAAGACAACAAUCUGCUGCUGCCGGCAUCCAGCUGUCGGACGGAGCUGUGGCCCAUGCUAUUGUCCAAGGCGCUCAUCAAAGUUAUGAACACAAGGCCGCUCAGUGAAAAUGUCAACAGAAAUAAAAUGGAGCAGCUCUCCGACGAGAUUGGAGAGUUCAACUUCAUCCACCAUCUUACCGGCUGGAUCCCGGAAUUCAGUCCGAUAAACUACGUGUGCCGUCGAAAAACAUGGGAUUUCUUACAAGGCAGCAUCCCGGAAUUCAUGCACAAAUCCCCUAAAGAGCAGCCCAAGAAGAGUCGCGCACAAAUGAGGUGGAGUUUGGCCCUCAGUGAACACAGGAGCCAUCGGGACACGGACAAAGGGAGCCGCAAAUUGGUGGUGUGCGCCAGCUUCUAUCCCAAUCAGCUGCAUGACGACCCCUAUAUGUACACAAAAAUGGCCGACUCCUCUGAAGCUCUCCGUCGCUACAACCUCUGUCUGCGCUACAGCCACGUCGUCCUGUUGACCCAGACCCGAACGUGCCCCUUGGUGUUACCCCCCCAGCCUACGCAUGAGCCGCAAUGGAAACUGUUCCGCAAGAAAAGCGAGAACCCUGUGAUCAGCGCCGAACCACAAAUCAUACCCGUGCCCGAACCUGAGGAGUUCAUCGGCAUCGCCAGCCCCUUCAUCGAUCAGCGUGUCAAGACCCCCCCGAGCCGACCCGCACAGCGAAUGGACAAGUGGAACGUUCCGAAGAAGCUGUCCUUCAUGCCCCAUCUGGACCCCAUCCCUGAGGGAGCGGAGAACGAAGGCCGCGAGCCCAUCGACCCCGACGCGGCUGAAAGCGACGUUAACCGGGAGAGUGUCGUCGAGGAAGUCGAGGUUCCCGCAGAGGACAACAAGAAGAAGGACGAUGACGUUGCCUCCAUUGAUCCACCUCGGAGCGUAAAAAAGGAACCCAUAGUCAAACCCAUCCUACCAGAGGCUUGGGUGGAACUGGAAGACUUUCCGAAAUGUUUCUGUCGUUUGUUGGUGUUCCAUAACUCGGAAACGUACCCGCACCAAGCCCAGAAGUCUCUUCUUAAGUGCUCCUAUGCGCGGGGGACGUACUACUUGUGCGUGGACAGCCUGCAGCCUUCCCAGAUCCUCAUCAGUUUCUCUGGCCUGCUGCGCUGGGGAGGACUAGACACUACCAAUGACAUUUCGGCAACUCGCUGCCCCGCCCUUCUCCAGGCUGCCCCGUUCCACUGGAAGAGCAGACAGUGUCAGCCGCCCGUAGUCACCAUCGAGACCAACUGCUCCAAAGCCACCGUGCUGAACCUACCCGAAGGGCGUCAUGUUUUGUCCUUCCACACGUACGCCGAGCUGGGCUACCAUGUGCACCUGUGCAGCAAAACACCUUUCUCCUUUGGGGAGGAGGAUGCCAUCAUGUCGCUCUGUACCAAGGAAAGUCUUCGUUUCAGUGAGAAAGCAAAGAUGAUCAUGCGUGCCCUGUCCAAAGUGGUUGCUUCCUUCCACGACCGGCAUGGCCAAAAGCCUCACGUAAGACAAAGCCUGGAAGAAGCUUACAGUCCCAAUCAAACCCCGCUGGAAAACUGGCAGGUCCAAAAGGUGUUCAGCUUGGCUGUCUAUCAUAUGCUGUGUGAUGCCCUUGGCAGGGAAAUGACCCCGCAGGAGCGCUUUGCUGUACUGGCCCUGACUGCUGACCCUUCACUGCUGGCUAGGGCACGCAGACCGUACUCCCCUGCAUUGCGUGAGGAGUUAAAGCCUCCGGAAACGUGGAUUGACAGGGAGCCGACACCGGAGGAAGUCAAGGCAGCGACUGUCCUGCAGGCUGCCUUCAAGGGAUUCUUGGUGCGAAUGGUCUGCAAUUCCUCCAAAGCAGGCACCAAGGAGAGCAUCCGUGCGUCCGCAGUGCUUUCAGAAAUGUGGUCAAAGGUGGAAUGUGACUUUGACAAACACGCUGCCUCCCUGCUCCGGUACAUGUUUGAGCUCUCCGACAGGGAAACCACAAUCUACCCGUGUCAGAUGGAUGAAUGGACCAAAGUCGUCUUCACCGACUACUCCGUCAACCUCCCGGACAAAGCCAACUCCUGGAUUUUGGUCUUUAGAGAGGUGUUCUUUUUUACGAAGGAGACGUUACUGUUGCCAAAGGUCUACAGUCCGGUCUCGUAUUCUCGCCUGCACGUCAUUAAUAACGACACCGGAGAAGAGCUAAGCAAGCUCAUCACAAGAGUCCCACCCCUUCUUUAUCAACCCAAUGAGCUGGGUUACACGUUUGUCGCAGAGGUCGUCACACCUGAAUCGCCACCCGCGAACGCCAAGUGGACCUUGCGCUUGACUGCCACACGAGAGCCUCUCCCGAAAUUGUCCCACAUGCCUCCGCUCAACACGUUUGCCGUGCAGGAAUUCCAGGAUUAUUACAUUCCCAACAAUAACAAUAUUAUAUGUGGGUAUACUUUGAAGGUGACCGUGCCUCUCGUCGGCACUGUUCACUUUCAGACAUCCAGCCGUUAUGUCAAGAUACGUCUGUCAAUCUUGGAGCAAGAGACGGUGGUUGCCAGCGCCAUCGGCCAAGGCCACGUUGUCAUUCCCGUCGCCAGUUUUCUGCCCAACGAAGAGAAGGAGGAGGAGGAGGAAGAAGAGGAGGAACUAAUAGCUCCCAGUGGCGCGGUAGAGGAGAACCAGCACACGCCCCCGGUCCAGGAGGACGAGAUCAAGGUGUUAGAUGACAGCACGGACGAAGACGACGAGAGCAGCACGUCGGGGAAAUCAGACAGCGAAGAUGACCACUUGCCGCCGCCCACCAAGGCGCCGGAGCACAGGUAUUUGCUGAGGGCAGAGGUACUGCACCACAGCUGGGAUUUGGAUGAGUCCCAAUUGGCUUUCGCCCAUCUGCUCAGUUUCAAAGAAACCCAAGUGUUCUUUCCGGAGGAAUUGAUGGAAUCAGUCACGUCGGGCAGUGAUGAACCAAGUACGGACACAGCCAAAGGCAACCGAAAAGGCGAAGAUGACAAGGGGAACGGCAGCUCCUCUUCUGUCUCCAGAGAUGAAACGGGCCUUGACCUGACCAAGGCCAACUACACGCUGCGUGUGGCUGUCGACAAGAGCCAAGCUGAGAACAUUGUGGUGAAGAAGGAUGUUGAGCGAAUCGAGCAAAUCAAGGCUAUUAAAAGAGCCUGGGAGGCGGCUGAGCCGGGCCGCGCUGCCAAGGCAUGGCAGUUACGUCUCAACUGGAUCAGUCAAUUUUAUCCUCCCAAAGAUGGUGACAUUCCAGUUCCAGAGGUGUCCUCCACCGAAUCGGAUGACGGCUGCAGCCCGAUUCCUCCUGAUGCUCCCAAUAUUCCAAUUGAACAGCUGUUAAGCAUCGUUGUUCCUCCCUUGGACUACACACCGUUCAUCAGAGGAAAAAAUGAUACCCCAGUCCUGUUAAACGCCGAGAUGGAGGACAGCCAGCGGAAGAAGCGCUUAGAAAAGAUCCAGGCUUACCAGAUGGAACGGGACCUGCUGGUGGAGGAGCGCGAGCGCAAAGCCAUCACCAGGAGGGAACGGAUGCAAGGGAUUCUGAUGCUGUACGAGGACCAGCAGACGGCGAUGGUCCAGGAGCAACAGAAAUUCCACGACAUGCGCACGCAGCAGAAUCAAAAAUCCAACGACACCCGCAAAUGGCUUAAUAACCGCAUAAAAAGGAGGGAGGAUAAACUCGCAGUAGAUGAAACCUAACCGGCCGCUCCAUGGAUGCGAAACAAAAUUCCCACUUGGCCUCACGCGAAUCUGUUUGAAGCCAAGACAACACAGCUCAGGGUUUAAUGUUGGCUACGUUAACUCACUAAGAUGCAAAUCCAUCGCUAUUGACAGCAUCUUAUCGAUUGACAAGUGACUGGAGCAAAGAAGUCAAGAUAGGCAGCCACAGUGUGCCAAAGUAUUACAACUUAUGGACCUCAGCGUGAUCACUAAAAAUGGAGUCUUUGAGAAAAAGCUGACGGGGG